AUUCGACACCCAGUCAGUUUUGCGUGCGGAAUACUACGGUUUUCCCGGAAUUCUCGAUGACGUGUAAAUCAGCGGAGACCGAAAGAGCCUUCCCAGUUUCCCACUACCUGAUCCUGUCCUUGCCACUACCACAUCCAUCAUCCAUCCUCGCUGCGCGACGCUGUGUAGUGGCGACAGUGGCGUGGCUCGGUAUUCGGCAGUCGGCGCUCAUCUCGCUUGAUCUCGCUCGCGUACUCUCUAAACUCUCUUACGUCACGGUCGUCACGUCUCUCUCGCCGGCGACUGUGGGGCGGUAUCGUGGUAUCGCGGUAUUCCACGCGACGUUUUCUGUCGUUAACAUACGCGUCACGAGUCACGACGCGGGAGCUAGCAAUCUCACAGUUGGGCGAACUACCUCAGGUUCUUCCGUUGCGACAGUUUAACUCUCGAAUAGGCAAAAUGAGCUACGGUUAUCAAGGGCCACCUGUUCAGUUUCCGGGACGAGCACGACCGCCAACGUCGUUUGGGGCUCCACCUGGUGCACCCUCUGCCCCUGGUGCUCUAUCCUACCCUUCGAUGGGCUUCUCAAACGCGCCCCCGACAUCUUUUGGCAUGCCUCAACCAUAUUCUCAGGCUCCUUAUCCGACACAGCCCAUGCAUCUCAUUCCUGGCAGCGUACCUGCGCAAACCAAUACUUAUUCUCCGCAGCAAAUGCCGUAUCCUCAAUCUAUGCCCACGUGUUACCCCUCUAAUGCACAUUCCAAUCAACCUACACCGUCCCCUUAUCCUCGACAACAAAAUUACAAUACAUAUCCUAAUCUUCAAGCUGCACCAGACGCUAAAGAAUAUUUUAGCAAUAUGGCUCCUUCCCCUUAUCCCUCUGGACCAAGUACAUACACAGCUAAUACAAUUCCAUACCAAAGUGAAAGCUAUCCCGGGGGGCAGGGGGUAGGUCCGAAAUAUCCUUACGCUGCUAAUCCAUCUGCUGCUGGUACGCGUGGUACUACCCCAGCCCCCCGGAGAGAUCGGUUUACGCCUAAGACUUCUCCCACAGUGGUGCCGUAUGAUGGUUUUGAUGCCAGAGCGGAUGCGGAAACUUUGAGAAAAGCUAUGAAAGGAUUUGGCACCGAUGAGAAAGCUAUUAUUCAUGUACUUGCGAAUCGCAGUAAUCUACAACGGCAAGAGAUCGCAUCUCAAUUUAAAACUCUUUAUGGAAAGGAUCUGAUAAAGGAUUUAAAGUCUGAGCUGUCAGGUAACUUCGAGAAACUUGUUCUUGCCUUGAUGACGCCCUUACCUCAAUUUUAUGCUAAAGAACUCAACGAUGCAAUGUCUGGUCUUGGCACUGAUGAGACAGUACUCAUUGAAGUAUUGUGUACACUGUCCAAUCAUGAAAUUUCGAUCAUUAAACAGGCAUAUGAAGCAAUGUAUGGAAGGACAUUGGAAGAUGAUUUAAUUUCUGAUACGUCUGGCAAUUUCAAACGCUUGAUGGUAUCGUUGUGUUGUGCCAAUAGAGAUGAAUCAUUGAAUGUGGAUAAUGCCGCUGCAAUGGAAGACGCUAGGCAACUUUUGCAAGCUGGGGAGCUCCGAUUUGGUACAGAUGAGUCUACUUUUAACGCCAUUCUUGUUCAAAGAAGCAUUGCACAAUUGCGACAGAUAUUUGUGGAGUAUCAUAACAUAACGGGCCACGAUAUUGAGAAUGCAAUUGAAAACGAAUUUUCGGGCGAUAUUAAGAAGGGUCUUCUUGCAAUUGUGACGUGUGUCAAGAACAGAACCGGUUUCUUCGCCGAACAAUUGUACAAAAGCAUGAAAGGUCUUGGUACCGAUGAUAGCCGCCUCAUUCGACUGGUUGUGACACGCUGCGAAGUGGAUAUGGGUGAAAUAAAGAAUGUAUUUGCCCAUCAAUAUGGAGAGUCAUUGGAAGAUUUCAUAUCCGGUGACUGCUCAGGACAUUACAAAAAAUGCUUACUGGCACUAGUGCAGUCCUAAAAUACUUUCAGAUAUGGAACUUAUUUUGUUGCAUUUAUCAUCUAUCUUUUUACAAAUACGUUCGACGUAUGUAUAUAUGUCCAGCCGUCUUUUCUUUUAAUUUUUUAACCAUUAUGCUAGUGACAAGCUUAUAUGCUUUGAAGAAUAUAUACAUAUAUAUAAAUGAACUCAUUUUUAUAUGCAGAGUUAUAUGAAGAUAUUUUGAGAUGUAUUUAUACACGAUGUGCAAGUACUUCGGUGAUUUUAUAAAAUUACUAACGAUUGUGUACAGAUUCACUAGCUAUGUUGAUGAAUGCUAAGAAUUUCAAAACGUCAUACAAUCAUUUACGAUUUUAUGAAAGUAAAUGUGUGAGAGGUGACUACACAUAUUUUGAGAUAUACUUAUAUACGCAUUAAUUGCUUUGAAAAAUUAUUAAUAAAUACAUUUAAUUUUCAUUUUUUAUUCAUUCGUCAACAUAUGUAAUUAGUGAUUCUAUGAUCAGUGAUUUUAUAAAUGUAUACUUAUGCUAGUUGACUAUGAUUUACAUUGAUCGAAUGUACAUUGAUAUACUGUAAACGGUUCUGAAAUGGUAACGAUGGUAAUGGUAGCAGAUAAGCUUUUAACGAUUGUGCCAAGACAUACGUGCUUCAUAGUGAAUGUCAAUCUAGACAAAGAAUCUCACGAGAAUUUAUCGGCCUUCUUGUCAUGAUAUUAUGAAAGAUUAUUAUGAGCGUGUACCUUACAGAUUUAAAGACAUUUUAUAUAUAUAAAUGAUAUAUAUACAUAAAGAUUAUAUAUAUAUUUUCUCGCAUGGCAUAAUAUAGCUUACAUAAAAAUGUCCAGAAAUAGUUUUAUAUAUUAUUCUAUAUUUAUAAAAUGUAUUUUUUCAAGUUAUUACAUACGUAUGUAUUAUCCAUUUUGAUUACUGUAUUUACUAUGUCUAUAAAUAAAAAUUUUAACUGAUAUAAGCGAAAUAAGCUCUCAAAGCGUUGUUGAAUAUUGAAGAUCCACACGACCAGCGUUAAUCCCUGAG
Molecule: messenger RNA, 2978 nt
Organism: Temnothorax curvispinosus
Lineage: Eukaryota; Metazoa; Arthropoda; Insecta; Hymenoptera; Formicidae
Product: annexin B9-like
Exons: 9
Coding region: 439-1965 (508 amino acids)
Cellular component (GO): cytoplasm
Molecular function (GO): calcium ion binding; calcium-dependent phospholipid binding
Source: RefSeq, a predicted model, not a curated record